Messenger RNA from Aptenodytes forsteri (emperor penguin), 740 nucleotides. Its product is annotated as methylmalonyl-CoA mutase, mitochondrial-like. The annotation marks the transcript as partial. Gene Ontology annotation, cellular component: mitochondrion. Gene Ontology annotation, molecular function: methylmalonyl-CoA mutase activity; cobalamin binding; metal ion binding. The record is from RefSeq and is a predicted model, not a curated record. NCBI's taxonomy places the organism in Eukaryota, Metazoa, Chordata, Aves, Sphenisciformes, Spheniscidae. The transcript is spliced from 3 exons.
AGAGUUAACAAGUUCAUGGAUCGUGAGGGGCGCAGGCCUCGUAUACUUGUUGCAAAGAUGGGUCAAGAUGGCCAUGACAGAGGAGCUAAAGUUAUUGCUACAGGAUUUGCAGACAUCGGCUUUGAUGUGGACAUAGGUCCCCUCUUCCAGACACCGCGAGAAGUGGCCCAGCAGGCGGUUGAUGCGGAUGUGCACUGUGUUGGUGUGAGCACGCUCGCAGCAGGUCAUAAAACUCUUGUGCCUGAACUCAUCAAAGAACUCAACGCCCUUGGCCGGCCGGACAUUCUUGUCAUAUGUGGAGGUGUCAUCCCACCUCAGGAUUACGACUUCCUGUAUGAAGCCGGCGUUACCAAUGUGUUUGGUCCAGGGACUCGUAUUCCAAAAGCAGCUGUCCAAGUGUUGGAUGAUAUUGAGAAGUGUCUGGAGCAGAGGCAGCAAUCUAUGUAACGCUGAAAUGUCACACAACGCAACCAGCCUUAUACUAAUCGCUUACAGAAUGUAAUCAUCAGCAAGGGAUGGCCAGCCACAUACCUUUGGUUCCACUGCCCUGUGCCCUGGUGUUUUGUGCUUUCUAAGAAAGUUGUAAAUUCUCCGCUUGUUCUGUUUGAGGAUUAUUUACAUGUGUACCCACAAGAAAAUUUUAUCUCUAGAACUAUGACUUCAGGGAAUGAAGGGAAUUCAGUAGGUGGGUUUGUUUUUUUUUCCAAAUACACUGAUAAAUAAAAUACCCAUUCCAGCUC